AUGAAGAACGUGUACGUGAUAAAGGUGAAAACGAAGCCACCUUUGUCUUCGUUGUAUCCAUCCGAGCGUCGUUAUUCAGCGUCUACCGUGGGAGGUCUGUCCUUCGUCCAUUUUGGUCUCGGUGCGCUUUCCCUUCUGCUGGGUAGCCUGGCCUUAUCUCUUCAGGGCCCGAUACUGUCCGUCGCGUGCUUGGUCCCCUUUGUCACGGGUUUGCUCGCCUGGAGAAGAUGGUACAUCGAUCGGAACAUCGCUGUGUUCUUCUACGGAAGCCUGUUCUCGAUGACAGCCGCGGUACUCUGUUUCGUCGCUACGAUCUUCGAUAUCGCGGCUGCAGCUCAGUGCAGAGGUACCUUGUGGUCACUCGAGAAAAUUCUCGAGCAGCCGCAAGAUCGUUCUCACCUCGAGGGACAGCUGAAAAACGAUACUAUAAUGAACGAGACGAUAUCGCUGGUGGAAGACACGUUCAAUAUCAGUCGAAGCUACGACCAGGCUCGAAAGAUGGAUACUUUUGCACCUACAACCGGCAUCGUUUUCGAUAAUAUGUCCAACAUAUCUGGAUAUAUUCUGAGAACUUCCACCAGCGAUCCUGGAGAGGACGAAGAUCCUAUAGACGAGGUGCAUUCACAUGGAGAUUUUGGAAACGUCACCGAGGAAUCGUUGGAAAGUACGAGGAACAGAGUGAUGUCGUUUUGGCACAGGGAUCAUCGGGAGUUUUCUCACACGAAGAUCUUGCUAACGGUAAACGUGCUGGUCGCGUCUCUUCUCGAGGUAUUUUGGUCGGCUUUGAGCGCCAGAAUUGCGCUUAGAGGGAUGAUGAAUCGUUUGGCGGAGAGUAGCUACGCGAAUGGAGCAACAGGAAACGCGAAAUUGGAGGGAACAGGAGGAGGAAAGAGGAAACCGCCAGCCCCACGGCCGGACAUUUUAGAUCACGAUCGUAGACUAUCCGAAAGCUUGCAAAAUUUAAGCGCACUGCACAGUCUGAGAAAUCCUGGGCCAAGAUUGCCUCUGCCAGAAUCUAGCAGAGAAUUCAGGGAAAGGGUGGAGAGGUUUCUGGCGAAUCAAGCGGCUCACCGUGUCGUCGAGGGAUCCUGCUCUUGA
Messenger RNA from Habropoda laboriosa, 1098 nucleotides. RefSeq lists its product as uncharacterized. The transcript has a single exon. Bases 1 to 1098 code for a protein of 365 amino acids. The record is from RefSeq and is a predicted model, not a curated record. Lineage: Eukaryota; Metazoa; Arthropoda; Insecta; Hymenoptera; Apidae.